AGGAAAAUAGGUUGUGCUUAUAAACCUUCAAUUUCGAUCAUCAUCUCCACAAAUCACAAUUUGCCCUUAACUUCUAAAUAAAGGUAAAUCCACCAUUGGCUCGGAGAUUGUUUUAUUGUUUAUUUUCAUUUUCCAAUAUAAAGGGAAAAUUGGAAAAUGGAAGAAUCAGAAACAAUGAUGAGGUUUGGAUUCUGAUCUGUUGCAAAAGUGGAGCUUCGGAUUCGUUUUGAUCCAUAACGGUUUUCCUUUGGAAAACCCCCAGUGCCGUGUCCAUUGUUGGACUUUGCAAGCACUUAUCAAAUUUAUCAUGGAUCCACAGUCAGAAGUACAUGUGAGUGAGAAUAGGGAGCUGGAUGGCUUAAGUGAAGUUCGUAAUGGGAAUGUUUCUGGAAGAAUAGAAGCUUUUAAUGGUCUUGCUGAAGGGUAUAACUUCUCUGGUGUCCUUAAAUCAAAGCGUGUACAUUAUGCAGAUAUCCCUGCUUUUAAGAUUUCGGAAUUGACGAAAUUGGGUAACUUAGAGAGCGCCUCUUCGCACUCUCUUUUCAGUACUGUGAAUAGGAUUUUGGAUGAAUGCAUUGAGAAAUCAAAUCAAGACAUUCCUCAGCGUGUUGCAUCUGUGCUGAAAUUAGUUGUGCAAGAAAUUGAGCAGCGGGUUACAAAACAAGCUGACAAUAUGAGGAAGCAAAGCAAUAUGUACAAGUCUCGUGAGGACAGGUAUCAUACAAAGAUUAGAGCGUUAGAAACCCUUGCUACUGGGACUACUGAAGAAAAUGAGGUUGUCAUGAACCAGCUUCAGCAGAUGAAGAUUCAGAAGACUAAAAUUGAGGAAAAAAAGAAGCUUGAGGAGCAGGAUUUAAUUAAACUGAGGAAAGAAAAGGACAUCUGUGAGAGUAAGAUUUUAUCGCUAAAUGAAGAACUCAAUUUAGCCAAAAAAUCCUAUGAAGAGAAUCUCUUUCAUUUGGAAGCCAAGGCUGAGGAAAGUAAAGAUAAGCUACAGAAAAAAAUACGGGAACUUGAGUCCCUUCUGACUGAUUCAAGAAAGAAAAUAAAAGAGCUUGAAGACUUUUCAGAAUCAAAGUUUUUACAAUGGAAAAGGAAAGAACGGGAAUACAAGCACUUCAUAGAUUCUCAAUUUGGGUCCCUACAGGAACUGAGGUUGGCAUCUGAGUCCAUCAAGCAAGACGUCUCAAAGAUCAACAAUACAUUUGCUGAAGAAUUUUAUCAUUUUGGUUUAAAUCUCCAAGGCUUGAUAGAUGCUGCUCAAAAUUAUCACAGCGUGCUUGAAGAAAAUCGAAAAUUGUAUAAUGAGGUUCAAGAUUUGAAAGGAAACAUAAGAGUUUAUUGUCGUGUAAGGCCAUUCCUCUCGGGACAAAAUGGAAGACAAACGACCAUACAGUAUAUCGGCGAUAAUGGAGAAUUGGUUGUUAUAAACCCCUCAAAAUCAGGAAAAGACAGUCACCGUCUAUUCAAAUUCAACAAGCUCUUUGGUCCUGCAGCCACGCAAGAGGACGUAUUUCGAGAUACUCAACCAUUAAUCAGGUCUGUCCUUGAUGGGUAUAAUGUUUGCAUAUUUGCGUAUGGUCAAACUGGCUCAGGGAAAACUUACACUAUGAGUGGACCCAAUGCAUCAUCAGUUGCAGAUUGGGGGGUCAACUAUAGAGCUCUGAAUGAUCUCUUCAAUAUCUCUCAGAAACGACAUAGCUCCAUUGCAUAUGAAAUUGGGGUCCAAAUGGUUGAAAUAUAUAAUGAACAAGUACGAGACUUACUCUGCUCUGACAGUUCUCAGAAGAGACUUGGGAUAUGGAAUACUUCCCAACCAAAUGGAUUAGCUGUGCCUGAUGCUAGCUUGCAUACUGUUAAAUCAACUGCUGAUGUAUUGGAGCUUAUGAAAGUUGGCUUAACAAAUCGAGCUGUGGGUGCUACUGCUUUGAAUGAAAGAAGCAGCCGGUCUCACAGUAUCCUCACUGUUCAUGUCCGUGGGACGGAAUUGGAGACCAAUGCCAUUUUGCGUGGUUGUCUGCAUUUGGUUGAUCUGGCUGGCAGUGAAAGGGUUGACCGCUCUGAAGCAACAGGUGACAGAUUGCGUGAAGCACAACACAUAAACAAAUCCCUAUCAGCUUUGGGAGAUGUGAUCUUUGCGCUGGCACAAAAAAACUCUCAUGUGCCAUACAGAAAUAGCAAAUUAACUCAAGUUCUUCAAAGCUCUUUAGGUGGCCAAGCAAAGACUCUUAUGUUUGUACAACUCAAUCCUGAUGUAGAGUCCUAUUCGGAGACUAUAAGUACCCUAAAAUUUGCUGAGAGGGUUUCUGGAGUUGAGUUGGGUGCUGCACAAAGUAAUAAGGAGGGUAGGGGUGUCAGAGAACUCAUGGAACAGGUUGCUUCUUUAAAGGAUGCUGUUGCUAAGAAGGAUGAAGAAAUAGAGCAGUUAAGGUUACACAAACCUAAUGCAAACGACGAAAGACAGGGUGUGAUUUCGCCAUGGUAUGGGUCUUCCUCUUCACGGCGACAAUCUCUAGGAGGGGUGCGGCCAAACCAAAGACUUUCCGGAAGGAAAAGCACUUCUGAGAAAGCUGCUUCUGAUUUGGAAAAUAGCUCUGAGUACAGUGACAAGCAUUCUGAGGCUGGUUCACAGCAAUCAAUGGAUGAAUUUAAGCAUCACAAAGAGUUCUUUCUACAGUCGAGACGUGCUGUUGUUGGUGGUGCUGAAAAUUUUUCGGAAGACAUUGGAUUAAAAUUUGAUUUAGCAGAUGGAGCUAAAAAUAUUAACGAUGAUGUAGAGCUUUUUGGUUUUGGAGAUGAAGAUUCUGAAGAGAGACUUAGUGAUAUAUCUGACGGAGUUCUUUCUAGGGAAACGGAAACCGACGGUUCAAUCAACAGUAUUAUAGAGUACACCCUUUUCCCUGAGACACCAAAGCCAACUGUAGAGAUCACUGAAAAACUCGACGUGCCAGUUCAACUUCCAAGACCACCAAUGAAGCGGGGUCAAUCAGGAACUUCCAGGUUGUCUCUGAGCAAAAGCUCCUCCAAAAUUCCAAUCCCUUCAGGUUCUAGAAAAUCCACAGCCAACAGUUCUUCUGCACUUAAACCUCCCAAAAGGUGGCAGUAAUUCGCAAGAUCGUCAAAAAGAAACAAAAGACAACUCUGCUCACACUUCCGGUUUCUAUAUCAGAACAGCUGUGCUACCUCAUGUUGGUUCAUAAGGUGGUAGAAUUGUUGUACAUGUAGAAACCUUGUUUUGUAUGAUAUUUAGCUUAGGUAGUAGUGAUAUCUUGAACUGGCAUCGGCAUUAGACAUCUUGUGGAUGUAAAUUGAAGACUGCAGAUGUUGCUCUGAAUGAUGCUGCUCUCUUAUGAAGCCAGAAAAAUGAAUUCAACCAGCAACAUCUCAGUUGCACAAGCUGGCGCUUUUUUUUUCUUCAACCAAAAAAAAGUUGAGAAAUUUCACAGGGUUAGCAACAAAGUGGUCAAUGCUUAUAGAUCUUAAAAUUCUGUAUCACUCUCCCACUUCUUGUACACAGAAGUUGAAAUACCAAUACCUCGCUCUUUUGUUUCGUAUGAGGAAUGUUUUCCUCUCUUC
This is a messenger RNA of Sesamum indicum (sesame), 3576 nucleotides long. NCBI's taxonomy places the organism in Eukaryota, Viridiplantae, Streptophyta, Magnoliopsida, Lamiales, Pedaliaceae. The record is from RefSeq and is a predicted model, not a curated record.